AAGGCAAGGGAAGGACGAGACAGGAGCGUGUCAUUGCUUUUGUACGCACGCACCUGGACUCUCUGGGAUUUUGCUUUCAGUGACAAUCGAGUUUACAACAGAGUGAUUUUCACCUCUUUGCAAGUCAGCUCCCGGGCGCCAGUUGUCCUCGCUAUCCCAGUGAUGUCGUGGGACUGCGGUCUGAAGUACAUGUUCUCCGUGUCCCCUUCGCUACAACCGAGCAGCAUGUGCAUCCUGCAUGAUAAGGAAGAACUGUCCAGAUUGGAGAUGGUCCAGAGGCUGGCCAAGGAUGGUUGCCGCUUCUUGCAGAAUCACAGCAAGGGCCAAGAGAGGACAAAUGAGCCUGUCCAAAUUGACGAGGCAGUGCGCGUGCAGGAGCGGGGCCGCUGCGUUCUGGUCCUCCGGAGGAUGGCGUCACAACCAGCGAGGGGAGGAGGCAAGCGGGAGGAGGCGGCGGUGGCGGGGAACCGGAGGUACACUGUGGUGUCAGGGACUCCAGGGAAAAUCCUGGAACACCUGCUGAAUGACCUGAAGCUGGAAGAGGACCAGCCGGCCACACAGGGCAAAGACUCAGACACACUUUUGGAUGACUUUCUUCUGACCUAUCCAGUGUUUAUGUCAACUGGUGAUUUAUGUCAAGCUCUUCUGGGACAUUAUUGUUGCAAGCGCUGCCGAUCGAAAGAAGACACAAAGGAGAUUGUGGAGAGGAAACAGAAAGUGGUUCACCUGGUGUCACAGUGGCUACUUCUCUGCAAGGACUUCCUGAGGGAGGACGAGCAUGUCAAGGUGUUCAUGAAGACUUUGUACCGUUACAUGCUAGAUGACCUUUACGAGCACCCCGGCUUGCAGAAGGAUUUGAGGGAGCUGCAGAAGCUCUACCAGUUGCAUCGGAGGCAUACGGUGGAGGAAUAUUCACCUCAAAGAAAGAGCAAAGCACUAUUCCACCAAUUAAGCCUGAAAGAGAACGGAGUCCUGUCCAAAGCCACGCACAGACAGACCAAGCAAGUACCUUGUCAUGUUUACAUCACGAUGGACUCCUACCUGAGCAUGAGGGCCCAUCCUGGUGCUGUGGCUCAGGACUUGCUACAAAUAGUGGCUGAGAGAAUGGGCCUUUCCCAGAAUGAACUGGCGCUGGUGGCCGUCACUUAUACUGGAGGCAGACUCCUUCUGCAGCCUCAUGACACACUUUUCUCCCCUUCCCUGCAGCCAGUGGGAAGGCUGCAUGUUUGCAGAAAGGAUCUGGGUGAAGUCCUGAACCCGUUCACAGAAAACUCAAAACUGCAACAGAGGACUGCUCAUAUGCUUAGUUUAAACACAUGGGAUGUUGCUGUAGCAUUCAGCAACAUUGACUGGGCCAUGUUUGACUCCAUUCACGAGCAAGAGCUGAUCUACUUCACCUUCAGACGUCAUACCAAUGGAAACCACACGGCGGCGCUAGAGUUGCUACUUCAGCGCUUUAAUGAGAUCCAAUUAUGGGUGAUGACUGAAGUGCUGGUGUGCACUGCCCUCUGCCAAAGAGUACAGCUCAUCAAGAAGUUCAUCAAGAUAGCUGCCCACUGCAAGGCACAGCGGAAUCUUCAUUGUUUCUUUGCUAUUAUAAUGGGCCUGAACACUGCUGCUGUCAGCCGCCUCAGUCAGACGUGGGAGAAAAUUCCUGGGAAAUUCAAAAAGCUCUUUUCUGAGCUGGAGAGCAUCACGGAUCCCUCGCUGAACCAUAAAGCCUACAGGGACAUGUUCAAGAAGAUGAAGGCGCCAAAGAUUCCCUUUCUUCCUCUGCUACUUAAAGAUAUAACGUUCAUCCAUGAAGGCAACAAGACUUUCCAUGAUAAUCUAGUAAACUUUGAAAAGCUGCACAUGAUAGCAGACACGGUCCGCCUCAUCAGACAGAGUCAGAAAGAUCAUUUGGGAAACGGCAUGAGCCCAAAGAGCAACUCAGACGUGCGCGCUUACAUGGAUAACCUUCACAUCAUCGACAAUCAGCAGACCCUGUUUGAACUGUCGCACAGGCUGGAGCCUCGGACUUGAAAGCAAAGACUUACCGUAGGCUUCUUCAAACACUCAGGACCAUGUCAGCAAUCUGAGGUCACACGGCCGGACGACCACCAGAGAGAGCUAGUCAAUCAGGAAACGCUUGUCUGACACAGGAGACAAAGACAAGUGUUGUUUUUGUUACCGAGUCUAUUUGUAAAGGUUCAUCCAUUCAGACAUAACAUAUUAUUUAUCUGCAGCCAACUUGCAGAAGUCAAAACUGUUUCAGCAGCAUUUGGCAAAUGGAUCUUUUAGGUUUUUAAAGCGAGUUAAGGCACAUUUGACAUGAGAUAACGCAGGAUAACUGCAGCUUUGCUAACUAAAAUAGAUGAAUAAUAUUAACUUUUGAAGCAAUGAUGUAAAACUGGACAAUUUCCUGAUGAUCUCUCAAAGCACACACUUGUUUAGCCAACGAGCCAAGACAGGUCCUGAUAAGAAGGUUCUUCUAUUCAAACAAAAGCUACAGCUCAUUUUUAAUUGCCUCCUAAAAAGUAAUUAUUUAGCAGACAGCUAGCCACUAUAAUUUAUUAUGAUGGCAGAAUGACGAUGACAAAUUAAGAGUAUUUUAGUAAAGAUGUAUUUUGUUAUGAGAGUACAAAAAUAAUUCUGCAGUUGGUUUUGAUGGGUGAAGAACUACAGUCAUAACUACGAGAAGAAAGUUUAAGCCUUCCUGGUAAAUCACAAAUCCUACUCCAAGUUAUUAGUCUUUGUGCUUAGGUAAGGACGAACAGUUUACGGUAUUAGUGCAGAACGUUGAUGUAACAAUGUGUGGGUGAAAAGUCAAGUACAUUAGUACCAUUUUAAAAAGAAUCCCAUUUAAAUAAAUGCUGUGGACAAUCAGUAAUUAAGCAGCAGACAAACUCAUUUGCAUAUUGUACUCACUCAGAAGUCUUUCUUCAGACUGCAAUAUAAAAGUGCAUCGUUGUCCAUGGAGUGCCGCAAAGCCACAUUUGACCAUCUAGUCUCGUUUACAUGUAUAGUGUCGUGCUGUAGGGAGAAGAUAGAGGUGAUAUUAACGGUCUCUUUAGGGGAAAAUGUGAAAAUGAAUUUCAAGAGGUUCUGCGUAUAGUUAGUGAGAAGUCAUGAAAAAAAAAUACAUUUCCUAACUUAAAACAACUCAUUGCUGCUGCCCUAGAUGUAUCUUGAGUUCAGACUCGGUAGAAUGUAUAUUAUAUUCCAUUUAUUUGUAUAUUUUCAGUCAUGACUGUUACACAAUGCAUAUUUUUUUGUAUUUGUACUUGUAUUCAUGAAAUAAUGUUUGAGCAUAUCCUAUUUAUUUGUUUCAGAAUAAUUUAUUUCUAUUGUCUCAACUUAUUUAGACUUUUUCGACUGGUCUGUGGCAAACCACAGAUUGGCCUAGUGUGCAGCAGAUAAAACAUUUUUCAUAAAAGCAACCUGAGUAAAUAUGAAAUACAUGUUUAUAUUACAACAAUUAAAAAGAAGAAAGAAAAACUCACCUCCUAAUGCCAAACCACUCUUGCCACUCCGUCCUCUGCAACUGUAAAACAAUACUGAGGCACAAAGUUGUUAGAAAAAUGAAGAAAAAAAAAUACGAAAUCAUAUUUCACCUGGGAAGCGGAGAAUUUAAAAGCAGACAAUUCAAAAUUGUGACUGUCGUACAUAACCAAUGAGUGUAUUGACUGACAAACUGGAUGUUUAUUUUGAACAUGGAGUACACAAAUUUUCAAUAUAAAUUGCACCAAAUUGAAAUUUCCACCGUUAUCCAUCAGCACCCAAUUUUACUGACAUUAACCAGGUGUCCUUGUUAGCCUUUUUAACACGAGGCACGUGUGGCCCGCCCGGUGCCUGCUGCGUCUGGCCCGAUGUACCCUGCCAUUUCUGCCCUAAUACGUUGGGCACGUUAUCAUUUCCCUGUCAUCAAAUGACUGGCUAGCAACUGCGGGACGCUAAUGAGAGGAAGAGAGGGAAAUGAAGGGACACGACAGAGAAGACGAGUUCUUCAUUUCCUGUGUGUGUGUGAUACAAACCACAGAGUCAAUCUGUCACCCUCCACAAUUCUGUCUGCGCAUGCAAAGAAAGCAGGGCGGAUAUAGCAGAAACUCAGCCAUUAGUGUUUAAAAAAGCAGGCGGACUAAUUUUCUGCUGUAACUUGUAACUGUUAUUGUGAAAAAAAUAUUCAUUAUUUACCCAAUUUAUUUGUUCUCUAAUAUGUUCACCCAUUAUUUUGUACAAUUAGAAGUCUGGUUAGACCUUUUGAUUUAUUUUGGUUCAUCUGGACAGAGAACAGAUAAAAGAUGUGUAAUCUGA
Syngnathus typhle (broad-nosed pipefish) is the source of this 4296-nucleotide messenger RNA. Its product is annotated as rap guanine nucleotide exchange factor 5-like. Gene Ontology annotation, biological process: positive regulation of GTPase activity; Ras protein signal transduction. The record is from RefSeq and is a predicted model, not a curated record. Gene Ontology annotation, molecular function: guanyl-nucleotide exchange factor activity. Gene Ontology annotation, cellular component: plasma membrane. Lineage: Eukaryota; Metazoa; Chordata; Actinopteri; Syngnathiformes; Syngnathidae. The transcript has 18 exons. The coding region runs from base 163 to 2025 and encodes 620 amino acids.